UUUGCAUACAUAUGUUACUGGGAUAUAUACAUAUGGCUCCGACUCUCAACUCUACAAGACAGUGACCACCCAACACCCCACAACAACAGCGCUAUAAUAUUGGGGUGUGGUUACAUGCAACCUACUAAAACGUACACAUAUCAAAUUCUUAAGCACCAAGAAUGAAUGCAUGACUACAUCAAUCUUUUAACAGAUAUGGUAAGUUUUAGGGGUCACAAGCACCAUCGUCUUCAUCCCUUGUAUAUAUUCACUAACAGUCACCAUGGGCUGAGAGAGAAGAGAAGAUCGAGAGGGAUAUAGCAAAAUGGAGGUAUGGAGAGGCUUGCUGGCGCUUUCGGGUUUGUUUUUGAUGAUGAUUGAUAUGCAAGGGAGGGCAUCAGAAGCACGUUUAGUAGAAAACUUCUAUAGCUCUGGUUGUCCAAAUGUGGAGUCCAUAGUGAAGCAGGCAGUCUUUAAUAAACUCAGCCAAAGCUCAACAAUUCCGGGUACUCUGCGACUGUUUUUCCAUGACUGCUUCAUUGAGGGAUGCGAUGCCUCGAUAAUGAUUGCUUCACCAAAUGGGGAUGCAGAGAAGGAUUAUUCAGAUAAUCUUUCUUUAGCCGGAGAUGGAUUUGACACCGUAAUCAAGGCUAAGGAGGCAGUUGAAUCACAAUGCCCUGGUGUCGUCUCUUGUGCUGACAUUCUGGCGCUUGCUGCCCGAGAUGUUGUAGUCCUAGCUGGAGGCCCUGCAUUUAACGUAGAAUUGGGGCGUGGAGAUGAACUUGUCUCAAAAGCCUCUCGGGUCCCUGGAAAGUUGCCUGAACCAUCUUUCAAUCUGAAGCAACUCAAUACCAUGUUUGCCAAACACAACCUUUCCCAAACUGAUGUUAUUGCACUGUCUGGAGAACAUACACUAGGCUUCUCGCACUGCAGCCGCUUUGCAAGUCGUUUGUACUCAUUUUCAAACUCCUCCGGGAAAGACUGUACUACUUUCAAUCAUGAUCAUGUCGAUAGAUAACGGGAAUCCAUCUUCUUUCUUCUUUUUCUUUUGAUGCUGGAAUGAAUAAUUCUGGAAAUAAUGUACUGGCCAAAAGCACACACUUCGUAUAGUAGAAAUGAUCAUAUAAUAGUGUCUUCAAAGAAGAAUUCAUCUCCCACAAAUAUGUUCUGAUCACACCCACAGUCAUGUUCAUGAUACAAAACAAAAGGCUAUUAACUCCAGUACUCUUAAAAUACCAAGUCAACAGUCAACAGUCAGCAUGAACUGUCUUCAAGACUUAAAAGC
Argentina anserina (silverweed cinquefoil) is the source of this 1264-nucleotide messenger RNA. RefSeq names its product peroxidase 55-like. The record is from RefSeq and is a predicted model, not a curated record. Gene Ontology annotation, biological process: response to oxidative stress. Gene Ontology annotation, molecular function: peroxidase activity; heme binding. Lineage: Eukaryota; Viridiplantae; Streptophyta; Magnoliopsida; Rosales; Rosaceae.